Messenger RNA from Penicillium argentinense, 249 nucleotides. RefSeq lists its product as uncharacterized. NCBI's taxonomy places the organism in Eukaryota, Fungi, Ascomycota, Eurotiomycetes, Eurotiales, Aspergillaceae. The record is from RefSeq and is a predicted model, not a curated record. Bases 1 to 249 code for a protein of 82 amino acids. The transcript has 2 exons.
AUGAAGAUACCGAACGGCAUCAUUUCAGAUGAAUCUCUUUUCCAAGGGCCUGUCUCCGAAGAGCCUGAGUAUAUCUCCGAAGUGCCUGAGCUUGUCUACGAAGAGCCUGAGCCUGCCCCGGAAGAGAUACCUGAUGAAGGAGAUAGCGAACAGUGGACCAUUCCCCAAGUGCCUGCUAAUGCCGACGGCUGGACGCGCGCUUCUUUGUUACCCGGAGUGGGGGAGUUUGUCUUCGAAGGAAAGGGCUAA